Messenger RNA from Closterium sp. NIES-67, 1965 nucleotides. The record is from the annotation of a GenBank genome assembly. Lineage: Eukaryota; Viridiplantae; Streptophyta; Zygnematophyceae; Desmidiales; Closteriaceae.
GAACUGUAGAGGUAGAACAUUGUCAGAACAGGUUCUACUGCUAGAAGCUGUCCUUGAAGCAGUUCUGGUGUCUUGUCUCUCCAGGAGCGACAAGAAGCACUUGCAGCUAGGAAACUCGGAAUUUUAGCACAUCUUUGCACAUCCGAGAGUGCUAGCUAACCCAAAAUGGCUGCCACCGCCGUCCGAAGUCUGUCGGUCCCUGCAGCCGUGUCUGCAGCGUCCAGCGAUGCCGCAUCCCGGAAGGCUUUCUCCGGCGAGAAAGUUGCGGGCUUUGCGCAGUCGGGGCUGAAAGGCAAGGCCUUGAGAUGCGAGUCUAAGAAGGUCGCGGUGCGCGCCGCCAAGAAGGCCGCCGUUUCCGCCGUUCUCGCGGAAGCCGCGCCGCAGCAGUCUGCGGCGAGGACAAAGCGCGCCGAUCCGAAGUCCGUUGUCGCGGUGAUUCUCGGUGGAGGUGCCGGCACGCGCCUCUUCCCCCUCACCAAGACCCGCGCCAAGCCGGCGGUUCCUAUCGGCGGCGCGUACCGUUUGAUCGACGUGCCGAUGAGCAACUGCAUCAACAGCGGCAUCAACAAGGUGUACAUUCUCACGCAGUUCAACUCCGCCUCGCUCAACCGUCACUUGGCCAGGACCUACAACUUCGGUAACGGCGUCAACUUCGGCGACGGAUUCGUCGAGGCUCUUGCGGCGACCCAGACUCCCGCGACUGGCUCCAACUGGUUCCAAGGGACUGCCGACGCCGUCAGGCAGUUCUCCUGGCUGUUCGAGGAUGUGAAGAACAAGCACGUGGAGGAUGUUGUCAUUCUGUCCGGCGAUCAUCUCUACCGCAUGGACUACAUGGACUUCGUCCAGAAGCACAAGGACACCAAUGCCGACAUCACCAUCUCCGUGCUGCCCAUGGACGACAGCCGCGCGUCCGACUUCGGUCUGAUGAAGAUCGACGAGUCUGGUCGCGUCGUCAGCUUCGCGGAGAAGCCCAAGGGCGCCGACCUCAAGGCCAUGGAGGUGGACACGUCGAUCCUCGGCAUUUCCAAGGAGGAGGCGGCCAAGUUCCCCUACAUCGCAUCCAUGGGCAUCUACGUCUUCAAGAAGGACAUCCUGCUCAAGCUGCUCAGGUGGCGCUUCCCCACGUCCAACGACUUCGGCGGCGAGAUCAUCCCCGCCUCCGCUGCUGAGUACAACGUGCAGGCGUACCUGUUCGGCGGGUACUGGGAGGACAUUGGGACCAUCAAGUCCUUCUUCGACGCCAACCUUAACCUCACCGACACUGACGCCAAGUUCAGGUUCUACGACGCGUCCAAGCCCAUCUACACGUCCCCGCGCUACCUGCCUCCCACGCAGAUCGAGCGCUGCCAGGUGAAGCGGUCGAUCAUCUCGCACGGGUGCUUCCUGCGCGACUGCACUGUGGACCACUGCAUCGUCGGCAUCCGUUCCAGACUCGAGAACGGCGUCAUCCUCAAGGACACCAUGGUGGUGGGAGCUGACUUCUACGAGACCGAUGCGGAGAGGGCAGCGCUGCUCGCCGCGGGCAAGGUGCCCGUGGGCAUUGGCGCAAACUCGAUAAUCAGCAAUGCCAUUGUGGACAAGAACGCACGCAUUGGACAGAACGUCAUCCUCGAGAACAAGGACCAUGUGGUCGAGGCGGAUCGGUCAACGGAGGGCUUCUACAUCCGCUCGGGCAUCACAGUGGUGCUCAAGAAUGCCACCAUCGCCGAUGGCACCGUUGUUUAAGCAGCCUUUUUGGGUACCUUACUACCUAGCUGUUCGAAGCAACCAUUCUCAGAGGAAGAAUGGUUCUUGCUUGGGAUGAUUUGAUUGUGUGUGCAAGUGUAAAACCGGUUUUGUAUGAAUUUGGAAAGCUUAGUAAAGAAUGGUUACACCCAAAUAACUAGAUAAACCUGUAUGGUCGUCAUGUAGACUUCGACCAUCUCCAUCAGAAUCAUAUAUCUCAACGUGCAAACCGAUUACAGU